GCACGAACUGCAACAUGAGGGUAAUACUUAUGCGCGGAGUGAUUUACAACUUACUAUGGCAAACUGAUAGCGACUGCAAAAAAUAGGAGAGAUGGUAAUGAUUUCAGUUGACACUUGCCAAGUUCGGUUGUUCCCCGAAAUACACUUUCAAUUUAAUGGAAAAUAAACGAGCAUCAAUCUCUGCUUGUGCAUUGUGAAAGCAACAAAGUACACCAGAGAUAAAGAGAUGUCCAACUCAUCUCUUAUUGGAAGUGAGAGGACAAUUGCUAAACAUCAAAACCUCCUGAACUCGAACAGCUGAUUUUGACGUUUAGCAAUUGGAAAAGAGAGACGACGGACGGAGAAAGUGUGUUGCUGGCUGCAGCGAGGAAGAGUUUUUAAUUUUCCAAACAGUGGAACGAAUCUCGAACGAACUGAUGGAAAGAAAAAUGAGCCAAAUUUCUGCACAGUACCAAGUGCUCCUAGAAGAAGUAGCGCAGCAGAAAGUCCUCAUUCAGCAGCUUCUGAAAGAACGCACCGACGACUCAUCGAUAAUGAGAGAAUUUCCAAUUAAAAACAUAACAGAUUUGGGCCGAAUUAAUGAAAAUAUAGAAGUUCGCGGAAAGAAGAACUACAUCAAAUGUAUGACUCAAAUUCUCCAGGGUUCUGGAGUGGUGAAAAACCUGAAGAAUAUUAUAACAGACGAAUUGGCCAUGCAGUACAAUAUUGAUGGAGUGUUGGGCAAAGAUUCGCUCAAAAGCUUUACAAAUUUUUUCGACGCCCUUAUUGAGUCCAUUCCUACCGGGAUAGACGCUGGAUCGCCAGAGAAUCAACUGCGCCAAGCCCUUCAGCGUAAUAUUUUUCAACGUGUGGCAGUUGAUCUAAACUCCACUGAUCCAACUGAAAAAAGUGAUGACUUGGAGAUUCUCAACAACGACGGACUUGAGAAUUUGGCAGGGUACAUCUGA
Bactrocera tryoni is the source of this 947-nucleotide messenger RNA. RefSeq lists its product as uncharacterized. The transcript is spliced from 6 exons. Bases 417 to 947 code for a protein of 176 amino acids. The record is from RefSeq and is a predicted model, not a curated record. Lineage: Eukaryota; Metazoa; Arthropoda; Insecta; Diptera; Tephritidae.